AUGGAAAACCAGGGAAAGGUCAAGGAUGUGUCCCCAACUUUGGUGCUUCUUGGGUUUCUCAUUGCCGGUUACCUCGCUAGGCAGCAUUAUUUUAAAAAAGCGAACCCGAAGAGAGAUCGACUAUACUGGGAGCCUGUUGCAGAAGUUGCGAAAAUAUUCGUGUUUCCUCUUUCUUACGGAAAUCCGAUGAAAGUGGGUGUCGCGAGAGCAUCGAAGACAGGGUUUCAGAAUGGGAGAAAUUACGAUGGAAUGUUUAAUGUGAUGGAUGACGAGCUGCGAAUUGUGUCCCACGAAUCUCUCCCACGGAUUGCUUUGAUUUCGUGUCGAAUGGUCAAGGAGGCCAUUGUCGAGUUGAAAGCGCCUUCGAUGAAAAAUAUCAGAAUUGCCUUUUCACUUGAUGGAGUUUUACCGACUCAAGUAUGGCACGAUGAGGCGUCAUUCAACGUAAUUGACCUGGGGGAUGAGGCUUCCCAUUGGAUUACGGAGUUUCUGCUCUACAAAGAUGAUCAGGAUGUUCAAGCCUGGGGUACGCUUCGUGUGGCGUAUGUUUUACCCCUAUCUCCGAAACCUGAUGAGCUGAAAGGCUUCGCGAUGAAGGACUCAUCAAGACGCACUUCAAAGGAUAAGCGACUGAAACUCACGCUUGUGUCCGAAGCGAGCGUGGAUCAUCUAAAUUAUAAACUCUCGAAUAAGAUGCUACGAACAGUUUUGUAUCGAAACUUCCAUCCCAGCAUCGUCGUGCGAAAAAGCGAGGCGUAUGCUGAAGAAAACUGGGAUAUCAUUAAAAUCGGUGAUGUUAUAUUUUCGGCGUCGCCUUGUCCCAGAUCCUUUGUUCUUCCGAAGGCCCCUGAUGCUGGGGAGACGUCAGUGGGAUUCGAAACUUUGAGAACUCUCAGAGAGUAUCGCCCUGUGCAUCGAAUCGAAGCGGAAGAUGAGAUCAAAGAUCCUCUCUUUGGCAUUGAGCUGAACGUGCUGAAAAUAGGAGCUGUUUCAAAACAUGGCGCCUUCCAUUUCGGCAUUCAGCACACUGAGCACUGCGGUCAACCUACUGCAGUCGAACAUGGUGGUCGCUCAGAAUCUCCUAUGAAUUCCUUGCCUGGAUGUGAUCCAUUAGCGGAAUUUUCGUUCUUCGUGAUGGCGGCGACGCUUCAGCCUUAUUUAAAUGCUGUGAGGCAUACCCUUACUGCAGCCAUUUGUGUCGGUGAUUUUUCAUCCCAAGUCGUCGAGCGACACAACAAGCCAGAAGUGGAAGUGAAGACAUGCAAGGAGCUCCUUUUGAACCCUGUGAUUAUCAGCCGAAACGAGCGGGAGAAAGUCUUGAUUGAGGCAUCCGUGAAUUCUGUACGCGUCAGUAUCGCUAUUAAACAAGCUGACGACAUCGAAAAAAUUCUGUGUCACAAGUUCAUGAGAUUCAUGAUGAUGAGAGCGGAGAACUUCACAAUUCUUCGACGGAAGCCUGUGCAGGGUUACGAUGUUAGUUUUUUGAUUACGAAUUUUCACACGGAGCAAAUGUACAAACACAAGCUCGUGGAUUUUGUUAUACACUUCAUGGAGGAGAUCGAUAAAGAAAUUUCCGAAAUGAAGUUGUCAGUGAACGCGAGGGCAAGAAUUUGUGCUGAGGAAUUUUUAAAGCGGAUGGCCGACCGCGACAGUGCGAGCGAAAGUGAUUCUAGUUCUGUAGAUGGUGGCCCGAUCAUGAUGCCUCCUUCACCGAUCAGCAGGGAGCAACUUCACAAACGAAUCGAGUCUCUUCAACAAGGUAACAAAGUUCUGCGAAUGGAACUUGAGUCGAUGAAGCAUCGCGUCAAGCAACUUCAAGAAGAAAAUAAGAGCUUGCGUCAAGCGUCUGUCACGAUCCAAGCCAGAGCCGAGCAAGAAGAAGAAUUCAUCAGUAAUACUCUCCUGAAGAAAAUUCAGGCCUUGAAGAAAGAGAAAGAAACUUUGGCGUUGAAUUACGAGCAAGAAGAAGAAUGCUUGACGAAUGACCUGUCCCGGAAAUUGAAUCAGCUGAGGCAAGAAAAGGUGAAUCUUGAAGCUACGCUUGAGCAAGAACAGGAGUGCUUAGUGAACAAGCUCAUGAGACGAAUUGAACGGCUGGAAGCUGAAACGAAUGGAAAGCAGCUCACGUUGGAGCAACUGCGUCGAGAAAAAGUGGAACUUGAAAAUACUUUGGAACAAGAACAGGAAGCUUUAGUUCACAAGCUUUGGAAAAAAAUGGGGAAGCUUGAAUCUGAAAAACGACUUUUGAAGGGUAAACUUGAUGGCAUGGAUGACAGUAAAAGCGGUCCAAGUUCAUCUGAACUUGUCGAUCAGCCUGGAUCCUCUUCUGGUACGCUUAAUCGCCAAACCGAGGAGCUGCCAGUAUCGUCCCCAAUCGCUGCCCCGCAGUCUCCCCAAGAAAGGCCGUCUCAAAUCUUAAAACUUCAGAACGAAGCUGUGAAGCUUCGCCAGCAACUUAACAGCGCCCAGAAAGAACAUAAUGAAAAAAUGCACCUGUUCGCGACUGAGGAAAAGCAGAUCCGAAUGGAUAACGUGACCCUGCAGAAGAAGCUUGCUUUGGAAAAGGAACGAAGGCGUGCGCUUUCAAGACAACUUUCUGAGUCCGAGUCUAGUUUGGAGAUGGAUGAAGACCGAUAUUCAGUCGACGGAAGUACCGGUAGUACUUAUCGAACUCGGGCCGGAUCCAGUCCUGUGAAUUCUGGUGGUGGAUCUAGUGUUAUUCAGCAUCGGCCAGCCUCGCCUAGUAAAAGUGCCGGAAGCACUGCCAGGUGUCAAAGCUGUGGUCAACCGAUUCCGUACAGGUCGUUCAUUCCACCACCUUCGCCGCCGUUAAAUGUUCAUCAACAGGGGUUCGGAGGGAUCAGCGUCUCAGUCGGUAGCCAAGGGAAUGCAAACGCGGACGUACAGUUCGUGAAGCCGUGUGUGCCGAGUCCUGGAGGUGGUGGGCAACAAGCGGCCCCCGCGUCUAGGUUGCGUCAAAUGGCGCCGACUACCGGAAGCCCGAUGCCUGUGAUGGAUUUCCGCAGUUCCGUUUCGCCGGCCCCUUCCCCGAUGGACACGUCGCGCGGGAUGGACUCUGAGGACGAUGCACGCAGCUGUGACGGUGAUGUUGAGGAAAGGAAAACUAAUUGA
Notodromas monacha is the source of this 3132-nucleotide messenger RNA. NCBI's taxonomy places the organism in Eukaryota, Metazoa, Arthropoda, Ostracoda, Podocopida, Cyprididae. The record is from the annotation of a GenBank genome assembly.